UAAUCAGAAAGUCCUAUUUGUAGUCAGUCGUGUGUGUCAGUCGACCAGUUGGAAUAUGUUUAUAAUGAGCCUGAAGUGGAUUUGUAUGACAGCUACAGUGUGGGUUGUACGUUGGCUAAUAAGUUAGCAAAGAAUUCAUGUUUGGGCUGCUGGUAAAAUUGUAACGUUACUCGGUCAGUUAACUGAGGCAGAAACACUUUGCGUAAUUCCCUGGACGUUUACUACAGUUCAUUUAAAUAUGGCGUACCAGUAACUAAAUAUAACACUUAGCAAGGUAACGUUAGCGUGAGCGAAUUAGCGGACACAGCAGCGGACAUCCACGGUGUGACUAGAAAGAGGAGGGCAUGAACUGCACCUUAGAUAAAGUCCUGGCAGAUGCCAAGUCGUUAGUGGAGAGGCUUCGUAACCAUGACAACGCAGCUGAGAUGUUAAUCGAACAGACAACAUCUCUUAACAAGCGAGUGGAGGCCAUGCAACAGUACCAGGAGGAGAUUGACUCGUUGAACCAGGUAGCUCGACAUCGUCCUCGUUCUAGUCUGGUCCUAGGAAUUCAACAGGAAAACCGGCAGAUCAGAGCGCUCCAACAGGAGAACAAAGAACUACGAACAUCGUUAGAUGAACACCAGUCUGCGUUGGAGCUCAUCAUGACCAAAUACAGAGAGCAGGUGUUCAGGCUGCUCAUGGCCAGCAAAAGAGACGACCCCACCAUCUUGACACAGCUGAAGGAGCAGCACACCACGGAAAUGCAAGCACACAUAGACAAGAUCAAUGAGAUGGCGUCUGUGAUGAGGAAGGCGAUAGAGGUGGACGAGGGACGAAUAUGUGAAGACGAGGAGAGGAUUAAACAGCUAGAGCUGGAGAACACUGGCCUCCGAGAGCUGCUGGGAAUCAGUCGCGAGGCUUUCCUGGUUCUGAAGAGAGAAGACGCAUCAGAGAGCACAUCGCUGUCGCCAUUGCUGACCAGCGCCGACGUCAGCUUACGGAAGAAUUAGUGUCCAUUGGUGACCACCCAGCCCCUCUCCCCUGCCGCUGCCACUAUUGUGUACAGUCUCUUGCCACAUACCACUUCAUCCUUCGCCCUACAGGUUCUGUCUACUCUCCCUUCUCCUGGAGCAUUUACAGCAUGAUUCUGCAAAGCUGCAUCCUCGGCUGGUGAUUUAGACACAAGCAGUGUGAAAGAUCGUUCUUUUUAUUUUUUGUUCGUACUUCUGUUAUGUUUGAUCAUUUUGACAGCAUGCAUGAGUCUUGGGUGCCUGCAAGGUUUUAAUGUAUGAAUGAGUAAAAGAAGGGCUUGAGUUGAAAUAAAUCUAAAAAGAUGUAAA
This is a messenger RNA of Cyclopterus lumpus (lumpfish), 1322 nucleotides long. It is a transcript of the gene fgfr1op2, whose product is annotated as FGFR1 oncogene partner 2. The coding region runs from base 345 to 992 and encodes 215 amino acids. The transcript has 6 exons. NCBI's taxonomy places the organism in Eukaryota, Metazoa, Chordata, Actinopteri, Perciformes, Cyclopteridae. The record is from RefSeq and is a predicted model, not a curated record. Gene Ontology annotation, biological process: response to wounding.